This is a messenger RNA of Annulohypoxylon maeteangense, 1363 nucleotides long. RefSeq lists its product as uncharacterized. The transcript has a single exon. Lineage: Eukaryota; Fungi; Ascomycota; Sordariomycetes; Xylariales; Hypoxylaceae. The record is from RefSeq and is a predicted model, not a curated record. Bases 424 to 1203 code for a protein of 259 amino acids.
GAUUGCUAUCCGGUUCAUCAAUGUCAAUUUUGCUAUUUCAACUCGAUGUCUAUACAUUCAUUUCAAUAAAUCAUAUCAAACAUACUUAUCUACCUAAGUAGGUACCUAUACAAGAACUUUCAUGUUAUCAAAACACUAAAUGCCUACCCAUAUGCUCUUAUCGCUGCCGCCUCUUAACAAUCAUCCAGCAUGGAACCACUUAUACAGGGAGAGAACUUUCGAAGUAGCUUCAUUUUUGAAGACUUUUGUCGAACGAACGAAGAUUGGUUUGUACCAGACGAGCAGUAGUAUGAUCCUGGGGUGCGAGAUGACGGAGAACCGGAGACUCGAGAACAGAGAGCAGCAAGAUAUGCACCUCACGAGUACAUCACAGCCCAGCUCGAUUAUAAUCGACCAACACACCUUAAACAAUGUAUCAUAGAUAUGCUACCGUACGCGCCACAAUAUGGCCCCUAUUUCCACGUCCAACUUCUCACGAGGAGAGCUUUAAAGCACUGCAAAAUGAUUCAAAAAAGAAAAAGCAGAGGCGUCUUACACAUACCACUCGAGGCGUCGCUGCCUCCUAAACAACCAGAAGUCGGCCCUGUGCAGGUCAUCAACUUUGCCUGGUUUUGGGGAUACUGGGUUAUCGGCGAUAGAAGAAUCCCCAUAGUCAAGUCGAGACAAAGACCACUAGACGAGGAGCUUCUAAACAAUAGCAGAAUAAUAAUGCCGAUCCGGUUUGCUCUAUACUUGAGAGGGAUACUGUGGCCGUGGCAAUAUGACUUCGUCGAGCGGCGCGAAUUGGUUUCUAGGGCGGAAGAGCUCAAACAGCAAUAUGGGCAAAGCUUGGUUGUCCAAGCCUUAUUCGAAGAUAUCUUCUCUAUCCUCUUUGCCCUUGAACGGAGAGUCCUCUAUGAUCCAGCAUGUCUAGAACUUCUACAUCACCGAGAGUGGACAUCUCCUUACCAAGAAAGGCACGUUAAACGUCAGGGAAAAUUAUACAUGUUUGAAAAGGCACUCAGAAGAUACAACAAGCGCAUUCAGACCGGCACGUUUGUGAGUCGCAUUGGGUAUGCUAUAUCGGAAGGGGGCGAGCCUCGCGACUGGGAUGAAGUGAUGAUAGAUUAUGAGGAAUACGGUGGUGAGAAUUAUGAUCAUGAUGGAUUCGAGGUCGAAGAAGAGGAAGAGGAAGAACCGCUGGGAAGAAGGCAUAGCUGGUAAUUGGAUGAUCGGCGCCGCUAUCCCUGUAACUGUACGCUGUAUACCUGAUUCGUCGUGAAGGCUUGGGGUUCUUCUCAUUUAUUUUAGCGUUAAAGCUGUGUGAGCGCUAUAAGGACUGACCAGGUUUAAUAGCGUUGGGCACUCUUACAGCGGUUCCGGG